Molecule: messenger RNA, 1355 nt
Organism: Harmonia axyridis
Lineage: Eukaryota; Metazoa; Arthropoda; Insecta; Coleoptera; Coccinellidae
Product: piggyBac transposable element-derived protein 3-like
Exons: 3
Coding region: 48-1355 (435 amino acids)
Molecular function (GO): sequence-specific DNA binding
Source: RefSeq, a predicted model, not a curated record
CAGCAAUACCCUGAAUUUGAAUCAGUGAUUUCAUUAUUGUGCAAAACAUGGAUAACAAAUACUAUUGGAAGAAACCCUUAACAUUACACGAGCUUAUGGAAGAAAUUGAAAACUUGGAUGAGUCUUACGACAUUCCUGAUACAAUUUCCAUAUUUCCCCCUUCCGAUGGCUACGAGACGGAUGAAGACUCGGGAGAUGAAGCUAAGGUAGAUAUCAAUAAUCUCCCUGGAAAUCAACUUAGGGCGGAGGCUGAGGUUAGUUUCGAAAAUAAUGACAUACUAAGUGCAGAUGGCUAUGACAGAGAGGAUGAGUUACCGUUGUCUUCGUUUCUGCAACCAAAGCACCAGAAGUUGCUCUUCGAGACAUCCACAUUCAAAAAAUCUAAACCUACUUUUACAUGGAAAAAAACUGAUAUAAAUGCUUGUCUCUCAACAUGGCAAGAAAAGCAAGGCUCGAAAAAUACUUUAUCGCCAAUAGAUCUUUUUUUCUUGUUUGUAGACGAUGAGAUAAUCGACUUGAUAAGAAACUUCACAAAUUUAUAUGCCUCUCAGCAUAACAGAUCAGGGGACGUAUCCACUGAAGAAAUUAAAUGUUUCAUUGGUAUUUUGUUACUCUCCGGAUAUUAUAAAUUUCCUAGAAGGGCUAUGUAUUGGGAGAAUGCUGAGGAUGCUGGAAGCAAGCUAGUUUAUGAAGCAAUGUCGAGGGAUCGUUUUAGUUUCAUAAUGCAAAAUCUUCACUGUAAUGACAAUACAAAGUUGACUAAAGACGACAAAUUUACCAAACUGCGCCCUCUAUUUGACACUUUGAACAAAAAAUUCCAAGCUUUUGCCCCCUUUCAAGAAUUCCACAGCCUUGACGAGUCCAUGGUGCCAUAUUAUGGUGGCCAUGGCACGAAGCAAUUCAUUCGAGGAAAACCGAUCCGCUGGGGUUACAAAUUUUGGACAGGAACUACUAGAAACGGAUAUGUUGAAUGGUUUGAACCAUACCAGGGAUCAGGGACUCAACUACCUAAGAAAUAUCAUCAUCUUGGUUUAGGUGCCAGUGUGGUUUUACAGUUUGCAGAUGUUUUACAGCUCAUAUAUAAUAACGUUCCUUAUCACAUAUUUUGUGACAACUUUUUCACGUCCAUAAUUUUACUUAUAGAGCUCGCAAAAAGAGGCAUAAAAUGUACGGGCACAAUGAGAGAAAAUCGACUUCAAAACUGCCCUCUAAAAAGCUCUAAAGCAUUGAAAAAGGAAUCACGAGGCCAAUCGAGAAAAACCGUCGUAGCACGAUCUCUGCAGAUGGAGGAAGAAAUACUAAAUUACGAGGAAUUGGAAACAAUUGGAAACAAGCACGUUGACAGUGGUACCUGA